Molecule: messenger RNA, 774 nt
Organism: Caenorhabditis briggsae
Lineage: Eukaryota; Metazoa; Nematoda; Chromadorea; Rhabditida; Rhabditidae
Exons: 1
Coding region: 1-774 (257 amino acids)
Biological process (GO): mRNA splicing, via spliceosome
Cellular component (GO): U2-type catalytic step 1 spliceosome
Source: RefSeq, a predicted model, not a curated record
AUGACGGGAACCGAACGAAAAUGCUUCCAAAAGUACUAUCCAUCCGACUUCGAUCCAGCCAAAAUUCCACGUGGCACAAAAUCAGGUGGCCCAAAAAUCGUUCAACGAGUGAUGACACCGUUCAAUAUGCAGUGCAAUUCAUGCUCCGAAAAUAUUUAUAAAGGCCGAAAAUUCAAUAUGGACCGAGAAAAAGUGGAAGGAGAGGAUUAUUUGGGGUUGAAGCUGUUCAGAUUCCACAUGAAAUGUCCGAAAUGGUUGAGUCAGAUUUCGUUUCGAACCGAUUUGGAGAACUGUGAUUAUAAGUGUGAGCAAGGAGCGAAACGACUAAAUUCAGAUGGAGAAGAAGGCGUUGGAAUUCGGAAUUUUGGAGACGUCAAGGAUUCAGAAGACGUUCUAGAUCCAAUAACUCUUCUGGAGCGCCGCACAAAGCAGAGUAGACGCGAGAUGAAGGCACAGGAAGAAUUAGAAGGAAUUCUAGAAGCAAACAGUGGAAAAGAAGGCGUUGAUGCAAUUGGGAUUCUGAAAGCAGAGGAAGUCUUAAAAAAUAAGAUAGACGAAGAGGAAGAGGAGAGAAUGGUCAAGGAGCUGUUCAGGAAGAGCAUUCCAGAAGCAAAGAAGAUUCAGAAGACACCAGAAAAGCCGCCAAUCGAUAUGAAACGAAAAAAUGAGCAGAAGGAGCGGUUUGCUGGAUUUAAAUUGGUUAAAAAAACAUCUUCGCUCUCGUAUCCACCUGCUACAUUUAGUUCCGCCUAUCUAAGCGAUGAUUCUGAUUGA